Molecule: messenger RNA, 1776 nt
Organism: Cordyceps fumosorosea ARSEF 2679
Lineage: Eukaryota; Fungi; Ascomycota; Sordariomycetes; Hypocreales; Cordycipitaceae
Product: Zinc finger, C2H2-type/integrase, DNA-binding protein
Exons: 3
Coding region: 1-1776 (591 amino acids)
Source: RefSeq, a predicted model, not a curated record
AUGGCCUGCCCUCCGUCAUAUCGCGAGCUUGCUCCUCCUUUACCAAGCAUCAAGAUCCACGCCGGCGAACACUACGACAUACCCUUUGGCCGCACCGGCGCGAUGCCCAUCCCCGGCAUUGAGCCUCGCCACUAUGUUCCUCCGGCUCUGCCUCCUCCGCCCGAGCCAUUUGCUGAGCACCGCCGUGCCGAGGAUAUCAAGAGAGAGCGUCGUGGUUACGCCAGCAACUACGGCAGCAUCAGCUCGUCCUGUUCCGACCAGCGACCUAGCCUCAAGCGCCGAGACACUGGGAGUACGACUGGUGACGAAGGGUACGCCAGCUAUGCAUCUACGAACCGCUCCCGCGAGGCCUUUCCCACUGAGUUUGUCGCCCUGCAGCAUAACAAUUUCAGCUUCAAGUCCGCCGCCGAAUGCCACGGCGACAGCAUGAAGGCCAAGCUCGACUGCCUGCGACCGCUGGACCGAUCACCAUCUCGCUCCAUGCUCAGCGACGCAGCACACAGAGAAGCUCGCCUUCCACCUCCCGCUAACCAUACCCUUCAGCUUGCCAUUCAUAGCCGUGAGCGUGGACUGUCAGACUCUCGUGAGUCCUCCUUCUCCAACUAUCGUCACUACGACCGGUCACCCCAAGACGGUUCCGAAAUCGACUACUCAUCGCCACGCACCCGCUCCCGCCGCAACACUGGCGAUGAAACCAACGCCAUCCACGGGUCCUAUGACUACCACGCCACCGAAGAUAUGGAAAUGGAGGAGACCAGUUCUUUGAAGCGGCUGUACAUUGACGAGCCGCACUUGGGCGCCGGUCAGAAGCGCAGAGCCCCAAGCCCUCCUGAUGAGUACGCUGCCCAUGGCCCUGUUGGCGUCGCCGAAGCGAUGCGUCGCCGCGAAGGCGGUGUUCGUUCCUCCUCAGCCGGUCGCCUUGCUACAAUUCCCCAGGGCUCUUCCCUCGCCUCCGCUGCUAGUUCCCGAGCCAACUCAUACCUGUCGACUCUCUCAAUCCCUCCUUCCCAGAGCAGUAUAGGUGGCUUUGGUCACCGAUCGCCUAGCGGCAUUUCCCCUAACGGUGUCUCGCCCUCCAACUCCCACUCGCCUUACACCACUGCAAUAUCGCCCAACCCCAGCCCUCGUGGCUCCAUCUCGCGUGGCUCCGUCCAUAGCAGGGCACCGUCGUCAGCCAGCAGUCCUCGCAAGGUUGGCGAGCCUGGCAAGGCUGCCGUUACAAAGUUGCAGGGGUUUUAUAUGUGCGAAUGCUGUCCCAAGAAACCUAAGAAGUUUGACUCGGCGGAAGAGCUAGCUGCGCACGAAGCAGAGAAGCAGUACGAAUGCAACUACUGUGGCAACCGUUUCAAGAAUAAGAACGAGGCAGAACGCCACCAGAAUUCGCUGCAUGUCCGACGCCACAGCUGGUCUUGCUCGGCCCUUUCAGGCUAUGACCGCGCCUUUCAUGAGUCGACGAACCGGCCAGGGGAGGCUGACGUUUGUGGCUACUGUGGCGAGGAAUUUGCUCGCACAGGUGUCACUCCUGGCACUGGCGCCCUCAGUGGCGGCGUGCUCCCGAAACGCCCUACCGACAAUGACUGGGACGAACGUAUUCGCCACUUACAGGAGGUGCACAAAUUUAGAGAAUGCAACUCGUCCAAGAAGUUUUACCGUGCCGAUCAUUUCCGUCAGCAUCUCAAGCACAGCCACGCUGGCACCAGCGGCAAAUGGACAAACAUGCUCGAGAAUGCGUGCCUCAUGGACGAGGAUCCGGCGCAGCCAGGCGGCCGAAACUAG